AUGGCAUCCAGUGGUCAAGACAAUCAAAAACAGCAAUCUCUGGAAAUCGAAAUUGACGGCCGUCUUUCUAUUGAACACCAAAUUGAAGUCUAUAUUCAUGAUCUGUUUGAUGUCAAGAAAGAUAGUGGCCUCCUUCUAGACACGUUGGAAGGACUCCGCUAUCUGAUGGAUUUUCGCAUCAAAGGCGGUCAACACCCGCACUUGGAUGUGGAAUUGAUGCAACGUUUGCUGAAAGGUUUACUGCUAAAUACAGGCCGAACAGAGGGUCAACUGAUUCGGAAACGCAGCACCGCCGAGGCAGAUAUGGCCUUUUUCUUGAUGAUCGAUUUUUUGCAGCAAGUGGAGGAAUGUCGCACAGUAGCUCUUCAAAUACCUGUAUUUGAACUGAGGGAUCGACUCAAGAUACAUUACAGAUGUCAAUCGUGGUCCACGCCGGAGCAAAAAAACGGUGCUGUUACCAUGGUUCAAUUACUGACAAGCAGCAAUUAUGGAGGUGCCUAUGACUGGAAAGAUCUGAUCAAGAAGGAUGAGCAAGAUGUCAUGAAGGAGUUAAUGGAGAAACAACCUGCGGCCACAAAAGACACAGCUUAUUCUUCGCCUGCUCUGUUGCUGCCUCCUCAAGCCCUCUAUUUUGAUAGAUCGGUUGGUAAGCUAAUGCGGAUGUAUCCCAGCAGUCGACCAGACACUGGACUCUCAUCGACAGCUAUUGAAUCUCUUCAUAAACAUUACGGGUACAAUCAGUUACCUGAUCCACCCAAACCAAGUGCACUCAAGAUGCUUUGGUAUCAGUUGACUGAUUUCAUGGUAGUCAUUCUACUCGUAGCAGCAAUAGUGGAGGCCGCAGAGAAAGAUUUCAAUAGCAUGUCAGUGCUGAUUGCUGUCAUUGUCCUUAAUACCAUCAUUGGAUUCAGCCAGGAAUGGAAAGCAAGCAAGACUUUAAAUGCUUUGAUGAAUUUAGCAGUUCCCAAGGCUAGAGUCAUCCGUGAUGGAAAACAAGACUUGAUUGCAUCGCAAGAUCUGGUCCCUGGUGAUGUGGUGGUUUUGGAAGAAGGUGAUGCUGUGCCUGCUGAUCUACGUUUGGUCGAUGUUUCGCAACUGCAAGUGGUGGAGAGCAUCUUGACUGGAGAAAGCUUACCUGUGAUGAAGAGCAAUAGUGCCAUUAAAGCAAGGACGCGACGUAUCCCAAUAGGCGAUUGUAAAGGAAAUACGUUCAUGUCGACUACAGUUGCUCGCGGGAGAGCUGUCGGUAUCGUUGUACGGAUAGGCCAAGAUACUGAAAUUGGCAGGAUAAGUGCAGCUAUCCAGCAAGGUUCACUUCAUAAAUCAAAGACACCGAUACAGAUGAAACUAGACAGAUUAGGAAAGCAGCUGGUGCUCUUGUCGAUUGUGUUAUGUCUGUUGGUAGUAGCUAUAGGGUUGGCUUGGAAGAAGGAUAUCAAGCACAUGUUGAAUGUGGGGCUGAGUUUGGCUGUUUCGGUUAUCCCUGAGGGUUUAGUUGCUGUAACCACUGUUACAAUGGCGCUUGGUGUUCGUCGUAUGGCAGCAAAUCAUUGCAUUGUGAGAACGUUACCAGCAGUAGAGUCUUUGGGCAGUGUCACAGUUAUUUGCUCGGAUAAGACAGGAACAUUGACUGAAGGCAAAAUGGGAGUGUCAAAGCUAUGGACAAGCGAUGACGUUUUAUACGAAUUUACUGAUUCAACCUCGCUGGACCCUGAAAAAGGCUCUAUUUUGCACAGUGUCAGUAGUUCCUCGACAAAUUCAUCAGUCUCCACACUUGUAAACAGCAGCUCAGAAGACAUCAACCCCAAGAUACUCACCAACGAGAGCAUCAAUACACUGGCUACCGAGACAACAGUAGUAUACCCAUCUCCUCACAUCCCGAAAACCUACCCUCAACAUGCAGCCAUGAUACCACUAGACACAAACCACAAAGAAAACUAUCCAUCCCAUCUACAGCAAGCACUCAUGAUUACGUCUCUGUGCAACAACGCAUCAAUUGCUAUGAACGCCAUUACAAAAGAGUGGAAGACUGUAGGUGACCCCACGGAAAUAGCACUUGUCGUUGCAUCUCAAAAGGCCAGACUAGGUAAAAGUUACUGGGAAUCAGAGCAUGGCUAUCAGCGUAUACAUGAACAGGCAUUUGACUCGGAACGUAAAUUAAUGAGCGUCGUGUAUCAACAUGAGGAUCAACAUAUCAUGCUUUGCAAAGGAGCCCCUGAAGAGCUACUGAGGAAAUGCAAGUAUUAUGGAAACAGCAACCAGCUUUUGCAGGACGAUGGCGAGGAGGUGGAGGACGGUUUCAGCGAGAGAGUAUCACAAGAAAGCUCUCGUAUGGCCAGCCAAGGAUUGCGUGUCCUCGGCCUUGCGUUCAAACGGUGUUGCCCUGACGAAAACUACUCUGAGAAUGAUUUGAUAUUUAUUGGACUGAUUGGACUGAUCGAUCCACCAAAAGAUGGAGUGAAGGAAGCUAUUGUUACGUGUCAAGAGGCAGGCAUCAGCGUCAAGAUGAUAACAGGAGACCAUGUUAAAACGGCAACUGCCAUCGCAACACAACUGGGUAUAUUCGAUCCCAACCACCUCGAUAAGAACCGAGCGAUUCUGGGGCAGGAGCUCGAUUUACUCUCACAGGAUGCCAUCAUUGCUUUGGAUCCAUUUCCCUGUGUAUUUGCAAGAGUGAGUCCAGAUAACAAGCUCAAGAUUGUACAAGCAUUGCAACAACGAGGAGAGUUAGUUGCCAUGACAGGAGAUGGUGUGAAUGAUGCGCCUGCUAUCAAAUGUGCUGAUGUUGGUGUUGCAAUGGGUGGAGAAGCUGGUACAGAAAUCACAAAACAAGCAGCCGACCUUGUUUUGCUCGAUGAUAACUUUUCUACCAUUAUUGAAGCAGUGGAAGAAGGCAGACAUGUGUUUGAUAACAUCCUCAAGUUCAUCGUCUAUCUCUUGAGUUGCAAUGGAGCAGAGAUCUUCCUUAUGCUGAUUUGUGCUAUAGCCAAUUUAGAAACACCACUGACAGUAAUGAUGAUUUUGUUUGCAAAUAUCAUUGCAGAUAUCCCACCCGCCAUGGCAUUAGGUAUGGAGCCGGCAGAGGUCGGGUUGAUGAAGAGGAAACCACGCAGCCCCAAUCAAGGCGUUUUGACAAGAGUGACAUGGCUGAUCAUCUUUAUCCAGUCCAUGUUGAUUGCAGUGUUAACGGUUACCGUGUACGUGAUUUCAAUCAAGUGCUUUCAUUACAGUCUCGCAUCCGCGCAAUCAUUGGCAAGUGUUCAUCUCCAUGUGCUACGUUUCUCUAAAGAUUGGCAAAUAUAUUGA
This is a messenger RNA of Mucor velutinosus, 3306 nucleotides long. RefSeq lists its product as uncharacterized. The coding region runs from base 1 to 3306 and encodes 1101 amino acids. The transcript is spliced from 9 exons. Gene Ontology annotation, cellular component: plasma membrane; Golgi membrane; endoplasmic reticulum. Gene Ontology annotation, biological process: calcium ion transmembrane transport; manganese ion transport; intracellular calcium ion homeostasis. The record is from RefSeq and is a predicted model, not a curated record. NCBI's taxonomy places the organism in Eukaryota, Fungi, Mucoromycota, Mucoromycetes, Mucorales, Mucoraceae. Gene Ontology annotation, molecular function: P-type calcium transporter activity; ATP hydrolysis activity; ATP binding.